This is a messenger RNA of Schistosoma spindalis, 2891 nucleotides long. Lineage: Eukaryota; Metazoa; Platyhelminthes; Trematoda; Strigeidida; Schistosomatidae. The record is from the annotation of a GenBank genome assembly.
CUUCACUUUUUUUUCGAGUCCCUAAACAUCAUUAAACUUAUUUCAGUCCAAAAACCAUUGUUUGUAAUAGAUAUUAUUCUUGUCCCUUUGUUGAUUAUCCAGCCUUUUCCUUCCUGUUUUCAUAUCAUCCUUUCAACUUGUGUAACAUUCGUCUCGGUGCCAUAUUGUACGAAAAUGUUUCACUAAAUUAAAACACUUUAGUUGUCACUUACAAAUGUGCAGUUUCAUAUGAGUUAUUUGCAUAUAGUGUUGAAGAUUCUCCAGACCGGACUACCUUAUAUGUUUUGGUCGACUUGCUUAUACACUAUCACUAAUCAUCUGUUCAUUAACUAAUCUAGCUCACACCAAAUCUGUUUUCUUCAAACCAGACAUUUUGCAACCCUCAAGUGGGUCAGAGCUUCUAACGAAAAAUCAUAUCCAAUUAUGGUAGAACCACCUCUCCGUCGAAAACGUGCGUUAUCGUUUGCUGGAUACUCCGAGCACUGAAAGUAACACGACGAACAUUAGAAGGAUCAAAGUGAUGAUUUUGCUAAUAUUAGUAAAGUAUACAUAGAGAAUAUAGUUUAGGAAGAAUCAUUACUUUGUCCAAUGAACAAUAACUUCUCAGUCUGAUGUGACAUCUUAGUUUUGAAUCAUAUAACCUUCUGAACCAUCUCUAUACAAGCCCCAGUUGCAUGCUGCAGUAACCAGUGGCUUGGAUGUGUUAUACCUGUCUAGUCAUCCUAGUGAAUGUGGCUUCCAGAAUCUUUUCAAUCGAUUUACCACUUCUAUAUUGUACUACACAUCUUAUCCUAGCAGUGCUUACUCGGUAGUUCUGUUACAUGUGAAAAAUUUCCGACGAGAUUUUUCGUCAAAUGCUAGGGAUGUUUGGAUAUCUUUUAUCUUCAAGUGCCAUAAACUAAUACGGAGAAAAGUGCUUCACAGUAUGAUCUUUCUUUGAUAUGCAGAUGAACUUGUGUUCUGUUCCACAGCUCCCCAAAAUUUCCGGAAAUGUUCAUUUUGGACAGUUACCUACUGCCUUCCGAAUUCGCCAUCCAUCGUCCGUUUAUCCUGAUGGUGGUCCAGCUUUUGAUCAAGUUUUCGGGGGUUUUUCACAGAAGUUAAACAAUGAAGAGAUUGAAUUUUCAACGUCUAAUGACUUAUCAGAUAUCAAAGAUUUUGUAAUAAGAGGUUGUGAUUUACGCUCAAGAAAAUCCUCAGUCGCUACAGUUGUAGAUCAUCCACUACAUAGUUGUAUCUCGACUCCCGAAAUUUACCCUAAAGUACCAAGUUCCUGUUCUGGUUCAGUAGCCAAACUGGCUCAGCCACUUGAUUUAUCAUCCUUUAACUGUUCAGAUUAUAUUCUUCCUGAUAGUCUAUUAUCUUCGAAUCUUGUCAGACUCUACCUUGCCAAGGUUUCCACAUCAAAGCCUGUUGAAUAUACAUGCCCAAAUAAUUCCUCUCGAUCGAAAUCUCCACAGACUUCUAUACAGGAUGAUCAUCGCCUACCAGAAUGUUUACAAAUUCACCCACUCACUCUGGCUUCUAUGGUUAUGCCAGUAAACCAGAUAGUUCGAGCACAUGCUAACCAGAAUAAAUCUGAAAUGAAAAAAUCGGACGAACUUGUAAAUUCAUUGAAUGUUUAUUUGAAUGGUCGAAAUGCCGUAACAGAUGCAAGCUAUUCUAGUGAAUUCAGUGAUGGUGAAUCAUGGGGACGUCCACCUGUCUGUGAUCAUACUAACACUGGAUAUCUUUCAGAUAAUCACCUUAUAGAAGCUGUUUCUGAAGCAAAAAUGCUCAACAUGAGUAAACAACAACUAGAAAUGCGCUUAAGUAUCCGACCUGGUUCUAAGAUUAUCUCCUCUAGUCGCACACAAACAAAUUCAAGGGAGAAUUUGAAUCGUAAUUACUUAACACCGAAAUUUGAAAUCACUCACGUUUAUGAUGGCCUAAAAACAUCAUCUAAUACAUUUCCAAAUGCAAAUAAAUCUUUUUCUAAUUUUCUGCAUAAUUCUCAUUUAAAUUUAAACUUCACUGACGAUGAUUUCAGUGAUGUAAAGUCAUCUGUUUGUUAUUCUGUUCCUGGUUCACCCAAUAUUAAUUCAAAAUAUUCUCAUUUAACAAGACAGAGUAACUCGAGUGAAUUCAACGACGAUUUUCAUCAUAUAACUACUAAUCCAACCGCCGUCAAUAAUAAUAAUAAUAGAAAUAUUCGAACAAGGCGAUUUGAACGUUUACGUGAUUUUUUGGGCACUUUUAAAAAUGAUAAUCUCUCCAAUACAGAUGACGAUGAUCACUACUUUUACAUGGAUCCAAAAUCUGUAGAACGUAGAAUGAAAUGUCAAGCAUCAAAUAUAAUUUUACCAGUAUCUUUUUGAUUCACUUCUUUUAAUUUUGAAAAUUUUUUUUUGUCGUUAUUUCGUAUUUUCACUAAAUCAUCCGUCACUAUUAGAAUUUUUUCUUUAAUUGUAUUCGUAAUGUAUUAUUCACCGCCUUACUUUAGAGGAUAUAUAUAUAUAUAUAUAUAUAUAUGCUGAGUUAUUCAGUGUAUUAUUCUUUAGUUUGUAGAUAGAUAGCAAUGAUAAACAUCAGCUUCUUGUACUUAUUUGCUACUUCAAUUAAUAUUCUAUGUAUCAACUUAAUUAUUUUCUUAUCAUUUCUUUAAUCACCAUUGUAUUUAUUAUCAUUAUUUUAGAGCCCAUUUCAAUAUUGUUUUCCAUUUUAUUUUAUUUUGUUUUUGUUUUGCGUUCAUCAUUAAUAUUAGUAACUGGGAAGUUUAUAUUUUGAGUUGCUUCUUUUGGUUCUUAUUCUAAUCGUUAUUGCCAUUGUUUUAUUUUCGGUUGACGUUUUUGGACAUAUACCGUACACUUCAUUACACCACUGAUAUAUUUCAAAAUAUCAGUUUUAUUACU